Messenger RNA from Prorocentrum cordatum, 379 nucleotides. The record is from the annotation of a GenBank genome assembly. Lineage: Eukaryota; Dinophyceae; Prorocentrales; Prorocentraceae.
GGGGCCCGUGAAGGCGCUGCCGCCGGUGCCCCGCGCGGCGCGCGCGGACCAGCGCUGGCAAGCGGCGCGGCCGCCGCGCUUCCCAAGGAAGCCGCCGCAGGGCAAGAUGCGCCUCGUCGUGCUCACUCCGCGCUCGGGCAGAGUUGACCUCGACGUCUCGGAGGACGAGACGGGGGCCGGCCUGCGACGGAUGUUGGCCGAGAUGGGCGAGGUGCACGCUGUUCGCGGGGACACCGUGCCGCCGCCGGGCCGCGAGAAGGCUGCGGUCGACGCCGCGGAGGCAGACGCGCGGCUGCUGUUCAGGGCGGUUGUGGUGAAGUUAGAGGCGCCGCUGCGCGAGAUGGGCGUGGGGGACAACAGCCCCGAGGUAUGCUCAUGA